Messenger RNA from Cicer arietinum (chickpea), 1375 nucleotides. Its product is annotated as 2-methylene-furan-3-one reductase-like. Gene Ontology annotation, molecular function: oxidoreductase activity, acting on the CH-CH group of donors, NAD or NADP as acceptor; zinc ion binding. Lineage: Eukaryota; Viridiplantae; Streptophyta; Magnoliopsida; Fabales; Fabaceae. The record is from RefSeq and is a predicted model, not a curated record.
ACUUCAAAGGGUGGUUGAAGUUGAAGCAGAGACAACAUACAACUGAUAAGGCAAUAACGAAACCAUGUCACUCUCCUCCACAACUUCCCACCUCACUAUCCUUCCUUCACUUCCUUCAACUUCACCACUUUCUCUCCGAUUUUCCUUCACUUUCCGAGAAAAAAGAAACCAAACCACACCUCUCACAACAACCCUGUUAGCUUCACCAAGGACUGCCACUGCUAGAUUCUUGGUGAAGUCUCAGGCCACAACUACUCCUGCUUCUUCCGAGGCUGCGAAAGUGACACAAGUGCCUUCUGAAAUGAAGGCUUGGGUGUAUGGAGAAUAUGGAGGUGUUGAUGUUUUGAAAUUUGAUUCCAGUAUUGCUGUCCCUGAUGUUAAGGAAGAUCAGGUUCUUGUUAGAGUUUUUGCUGCUGCUCUUAACCCUGUUGAUGGUAAGAGAAGACAAGGGAAGUUUAAAGCCACUGACUCUCCUCUUCCGACUGUUCCUGGCUAUGAUGUAGCUGGAGUUGUGGUGAAAGUUGGUAGUGAAGUAAAGGAUUUCAAAGUGGGUGAUGAAGUGUAUGGUGAUGUAAAUGAGAAAGCACUUGAAGGGCCAAAACAGUUUGGGUCUCUGGCUGAGUACACAGCUGUUGAGGAGAAAUUGUUGGCACUAAAACCUAAGAAUUUAGACUUUGCUCAAGCUGCUUCUCUUCCUCUUGCAAUUGAGACUGCUUAUGAGGGUUUGGAGAGGACUGGUUUUUCUGCUGGUAAAUCUAUUCUUGUUCUUAAUGGUUCUGGUGGAGUUGGAAGUUUAGUGAUUCAGCUAGCUAAACAAGUUUUCGGAGCUUCAAGAGUUGCUGCCACUGCAAGCACUAGAAAUUUGGAGUUGUUGAAAAGUCUUGGAGCUGAUUUGGCUAUUGACUACACAAAGGAGAACUUUGAAGACUUGCCAGAAAAAUUUGAUGUAGUUUAUGAUGCUAUUGGGCAAUGUGAUAGGGCAGUGAAGGCUAUAAAAGAAGGUGGCAGUGUAGUUGCACUUACAGGUGCUGUUACACCACCUGGCUUCAGAUUUGUAGUAACUUCCAAUGGAGCAGUUCUGAAGAAACUAAACCCUUAUUUAGAGAGUGGAAAAGUGAAGCCAAUUGUUGAUCCCAAAGGCCCAUUCCCUUUUGAUCAGGUGGUUGAAGCUUUCUCUUACGUUGAAACAAACAGAGCUACUGGAAAGGUUGUUAUAUACCCCAUCCCAUGAAUCAAAUAAAAAUUUUAGGCAAUUUUGUUAUGUAUCCAGUGAUUUUCAUUGUUCACACUUUAUCGGUAAAUAAGAGUUCACACCCUAUGUAUCUAGUGAUGGUCACAUUUUCUCCCUUUAAUUGUAUGUUUGUUUCAAGAGAAA